Messenger RNA from Xylona heveae TC161, 273 nucleotides. RefSeq lists its product as hypothetical. NCBI's taxonomy places the organism in Eukaryota, Fungi, Ascomycota, Xylonomycetes, Xylonales, Xylonaceae. Bases 8 to 175 code for a protein of 55 amino acids. The transcript is spliced from 2 exons. The record is from RefSeq and is a predicted model, not a curated record.
CGAAAAUAUGAGAGCUUCUCACUUCACGACGCUUUUCAAGGAUUACAGCUUUCCUGUAUCUCCUGGCUUAUUCCCCCUAGUCAACGACUGGAGGAUAAAUCUUCCGCAGGCGAAACACGAAAGCGUCAAGAAAUAUUUCUGGAACUGUUAUACUACCUUUAUGACUCGUUCUUGAUCCCAUUAAUACGAUCCAACUUUUAUGUUACUGAGUCGAACAUACAUCGAAAUCGUUUAUUCUAUUUUCGUCACGAUGUUUGGCGCGCAUUGAUGGUG